This is a messenger RNA of Camellia sinensis, 1269 nucleotides long. The record is from RefSeq and is a predicted model, not a curated record. Lineage: Eukaryota; Viridiplantae; Streptophyta; Magnoliopsida; Ericales; Theaceae.
AACAAAACAAGUAUAACAACUUUAUUUCAAACUUCUACCUUCAAAACAAUCAAGAUGAGAGACAGUGAGGGAAUUCCAAACACAGAAACCACAAAAUUCCUUUAAUAGAUUGACUAAUGUCUCAGAUUACUAAUGUCUCUAGGCUCUUCAUAUAUCUUAUAAAACGAGUUCAAUAUACACAAAAUGCCCAAAUCAAGCAAAUCUUGAUUUGUUCUUAUUCUUUGCAUGAAUCACAGAAGGGAAGAGAGUCAAACCAAAUCUGUGUUCGUCCCAAGCCUCUCCGUCUUCGUCUCUCGCCCUCGCUCCUCGCCUCUCUGUCUUCGUCGCCUCGCCUCUCCCGAUCGAUUCGCCCUCUUCGCCUGUUCAGCUCUGCUUCGUCUCAGAGGGGCUAGGGCACAACCAAACCAAAGGGGCAUGUGUCAUAAGAGGGAAUUUCAAAUUUUAGGGAAAAAUUAAAAAAAAAAAGGUGAAAACGACGUCGUUUUCACCAAAACGAUGCCGUUUCGAAAGGGCGACAGGAAGGGCGACAGGAAAGUGCUACCGAAGAUCUGUAUUCGUCAAAACCACCUUCUUUUUUCUCUCUCUCACUGUAUUUUCUUCUUUUGGUUUCAUACACAAUCCAUGACCAAAAGCCACUCUCAUCAUCUGAUUUUCACAAAACCCACAUGGAUUCACUGAAACCCAGUUCAGCUCCAACCAAGAACAAGUUAGCCAAAACCUUCCACAAAGUCAUUCACCUCAGAAAAGCCUCAAAAUCCCUUUCAAAUACUGGGUUUUGCUUGCUCAUACCUCAGGACCACAAACUCAAAAACGAUUCACAACGUUUCGACAAAGACAACAAUAACGAUGAAGCAAGGUCUCGAAACAGAGCUGCCAUGGAAGCUUUUGCUGCGAAGCUCUUCGCCACCAUUUCAGUUGUCAAAGCCGCUUACGCGGAGCUACAAAUGGCUCAGUUUCCUUACAACUGCGAAGCGAUUCAGUCUGCUGAUGAAGCUGUGGUGUACGAAUUGAAAUCUUUGUCUGAGUUGAAACAGAGCUUCUUGAAGAAACAGCUCGGUUCUUCGCCCCCUCAUGUGACUAUGUUGCUUGCGGAGAUUCAAGAGCAACAGAGUCUCAUGAAGAUGUUCGACAUUACGAUGAACAAAGUGAGGUCCGAAUUAGAUACCAAAGACAAAUUUCUCUGAUAUAUAUUUAGGGACCUUAGACAUCAAAAAGUAAUUUUGUGGAUCUCUUCCAUUAUGAAAAGUGGGAGAGGGACCCUAGACUAAU